This is a messenger RNA of Diaporthe amygdali, 1908 nucleotides long. RefSeq lists its product as uncharacterized. The record is from RefSeq and is a predicted model, not a curated record. Gene Ontology annotation, molecular function: calcium channel activity. Lineage: Eukaryota; Fungi; Ascomycota; Sordariomycetes; Diaporthales; Diaporthaceae. The transcript is spliced from 2 exons. Gene Ontology annotation, biological process: calcium ion import across plasma membrane. The coding region runs from base 1 to 1908 and encodes 635 amino acids.
AUGCAGCUCUCUCCGCUGCAGUCGCGAUUUGCAGCAUCGGCCAUCGCCACCGUUGUCCUGAUCAUCAUAUACUUCACCCUUUUCCCACCACAAUUCGCCUUCGCCGAAGAAAUCAGCCAUGGCUCACCGAUAAUAAUGGACGCAUCUGCUGGGCUGGACGGAGCUGAUGUGGAAUUGGAGACGAGGGAUCUCUGGUACGAGCCAGAGUUUAGCGCCUUCGACCGGAGUAUACUCGGGGAGGUGACGAAGAGGGAUACGCUGUCACUAUCGAACAACGUCCCCAACCAGAUGAACCUCGCAGCUGGCGACACGCUGGUCUAUCUGUUUCCCAGCUCAGAGCUGUCGAGCACACAGGAUACCUCGUCAUUGGAGCUGCGGGGUGAAUCCGGAACGUCCGAAGAGGAGGAAGGGGAUGUCUUCGCAGGCUUGGACGAACAAGGCCAGCUCUCCAAGAGAGCUACGGCUACGACGGUGUAUAUCUCGGCGAACACAUGCCUCCAGCCCCAAGGCAAUUCGACGACAAGUUCCGAGCCCCCACAGUUGACGCUUUACGUGUCCAACUCAACGGACAACACCUCGCCGGGUCCUUCGGCUGAUGCGAGCAAACAGCAGGCCAUAACCUUUAAGGAGGGUGCGGUCAUGUUUAACAUGACCGCGUCGGAUGAUCUAUACAUGGGUGUCUCUGCGAGCAAUGUGUCGGCUGACUACUCGGGGAUAUAUAACUUUCAAAUCGCUGCGUCGGUCGAUAUGUGGUACCACAGCUACAACGAGUCCGAUGAUGACGAGCUCUUUUGGGUGGACAGCGAUACCACGUCAGUCCUUCUGAUGACACAAAACUUGACCACGGCCCGGAACAGGGACCAAGAGGACCAAAUCAUGAACUCGAGACCCUAUGUCAUGUUCGCACAGAAUGAUGCCGUGCCAUCCAUCAACGGCAUGAGGUACUCGUAUUGUGGCUUGGACAAUUACGCACAGAUUGCGGCUGUUAGAAACGGCCAGGAUACAACCCAGGUGACCACUGGCAUCACCAGGCGGGGUGCUGGCGGGCAUCCCAAGCAGCAAUUCUACUUCAGCGGCCUCAAUGCCAGCUCGAGGUAUCAAGGCAUUCUGGCGAGGAACGCAAACGCCACGACAGAUGUCAACGUUCCAGGAGGUGGUGGACAUGUCUUGCGAGCCACCACCUUCGAAACGAAGUCGACCGGCGGUAACUGCGCCCUCGUCUUCAAUCUCACCUUCUGCGACCAGGUCGCCUACGCCGUACCCAGCAACAAUGUCACCUUCCCCAACACCACGGUGCUGGGCGAGUUCUACGACAAGUCCGCUCAGGGGUUCUGGGACGGCUUCAACAAGUCGCUACAGCAGAUACCGUGCGAGGCACCUGACGCGCAGCAGUACUCGCUAGUGCGCAACUGCUCGACGUGCGCGACGGCGUACAAGAACUGGCUGUGCUCGGUGACGAUCCCGCGGUGCGAGGACUUCUCCGCGACGGACGCUUGGCUGCAGCCGCGGGCGAUCAACGAAACGUUCCCCGACGGCACGCGGCCGGCGCCGGACCUCCUGGCGCCCUACGCCGGGUCGCAGGAGAGUCAGCUCAGCUUCCAGCGCAGCCGCAACCCCAUCAUCGACGAGACCAUCAAGCCGGGCCCGUACAAGGAGGUGCUGCCCUGCGAGGAGUUGUGCUACGAGCUGGUGCAGAGCUGCCCGGCCAAGCUCGGCUUCGCGUGCCCCCGCCCGUGGAUGACCGGCUUCAACACCAGCUACGGCGUUAGGAGCGCCAUCAACGAGCAGGGCAACAUCACCUGCAACUAUCCAGGGUCGUUCCACUUCUACGAUGCGGCGCCGGGCCUGGCUGUGCCGUGGCUUUUGGCGUCUGCGCUCUUCCUGUCUGCUACGGCGGCGGUCUGGUAG